Messenger RNA from Westerdykella ornata, 1615 nucleotides. Its product is annotated as putative metaphase-anaphase transition protein. NCBI's taxonomy places the organism in Eukaryota, Fungi, Ascomycota, Dothideomycetes, Pleosporales, Sporormiaceae. Gene Ontology annotation, cellular component: cytoplasm. The transcript has 4 exons. Gene Ontology annotation, molecular function: ubiquitin protein ligase activity; zinc ion binding. The record is from RefSeq and is a predicted model, not a curated record. The coding region runs from base 29 to 1615 and encodes 528 amino acids.
CUGCAAGUGAGGAUAACAUUUUGGCACUAUGGCUGAAUUGCGGCGCGCGUCGCAGGCGUCUGAGGACUCGCAAACUGCAGCAGACUUCAUUCGAGAACAGCUCCACCUUGAAGCAGAGGCUCGCGAAGCUCUUCCCUAUCAAUUCGAUACUUGCACACGUCCCCUCGGUGCAAUUCGACAGAGCCUCUUCUCGUGCCUCACUUGCAACCCGCCUCCACCCGAUAGCUCCGCACCAUACACAGCCGCUGGUGUCUGCUACUCAUGCUCUAUAUCAUGCCACGGUGAGCAUACACUAGUCGAGCUUUUCGGAAAGCGCAACUUCGUUUGCGACUGCGGAACUUCGCGACUCCCCGAGACCGCUCCAUGUCAGCUCCAAAUCAACUCAAAGACGGGACUCAAGGGCGGCGUCACGGGCGAGGAGCCAGCCCAGGGCAAUCGAUACAACCAGAACUUCCGGAAUAGGUUUUGCGGAUGCGGCGAAGAAUACGAUCCGAACCAGGAGAAGGGAACGAUGUUCCAGUGUCUUGGGCUUGGCUAUGCGGAAGACGGAGGGUGCGGUGAAGAUUGGUGGCAUCCUGAAUGUAUUAUUGGAAUGAGUAGGGAGGAUUAUAAGAGAUACGUGGAGGAAGAGAAGGCAAGGAAAACGGAGAUUUCGCCGAAGAAAGAGACGGAGAAUGUCAAGCGAGAAAGCAACACCGAGCCGACGGGGGAACAGAGCCGCGAUCAGGCUGUGACAGAUGAACCAAGGGCCGCCAUUGAAGAAGAAGAGGACGACGACACCCCGCUCCCUCCUGGAUUCCCAGACGAGGAUGACUUCGACCACUUCCUCUGCUACAAAUGUGUAGAACGACAUCCAUGGAUCAAGAGAUACGCGGGUGCCCCAGGAUUCCUACCGCCCGUUUUCCACCGCCCUUCUACCGGAUCCCCGGCUGAUCUAGGGCCAUCCUCUGCUCCCUCCGAGCCCACCAGCGUCGAUUCAAAGAAACGCAAAGCUGAAGACGAUGCCCCCGAAGAAACCUCUCCAUCUCUCCUGUCCGCGACUCCAGCGGUUAAGCGCCAGAAAUCAGUCCACCCCUCCACCACCCUCCCACCCGUCCCCGAGUCAAGCGACAUUCCAUGCAGAUGCGACGUCCUCCCUCCGGCCCCAUCAGCCCCCUUAUCUCUCUUCCUCAAGGCCGACUUCCGCACCCACAUCUGCCACUGUCCCAGUUGUUUUCCCCUCCUAAAACCGCACCCCCAACUCCUCGAAGAAGAAGAAACAUAUGAACCCCCCGUCAGCGAAGACGGCGAUGCCACAAACGGCUCCGCUUCCAUAGGUACGGGAUCCAUCUACGACCGCGGCGAGGCUGCUUUCAGCAGUAUGGAUCGCGUCAGGGCGAUGCAGGGCGCGAUGGCGUAUGCGCAUUUGAAGGAUAGUUUGAAGGCGUUUCUGCAGCCGUUUGCGGAGAGUAAGACGGCUGUAGGAGCGGAGGAUAUUAAGGCCUAUUUCGAGAAGUUGAGGGGAGAUGAGCAGGGGAUUAGGGAGGCGAAGGGCGGUGCAGAGGCAGGCAGGAAGGGGGAUGGGGAGGGUGGUGGUGGGGAGGGUGAUAAUAGGAGGGAGCAGAGUGGGUAUUAG